AUGGCCGCCACACAGCCAGCACAACCAGACCAGCAGCCACCCGGCGCGCAGCCGCUUAUUGGCACCCAGAACCUCGACACCCUACAGAGCAUGCUGAACCUGGUCUUCCUGCAAUCCGGGCGCUUCAUCAAAGAACACCAAUCAGGCGGCGGCACUGGUCGCCAGAAACUGGCGUUUCAGCGCGCGGUACCAAUCGCAACAGAACGCUGGCACGAUGCGCUCGACGAGCUGGAGAACGAAGUGCGCCUUGCGCAAGUAGUGCUGCGCAGAGACCUUGCGUUGCUGAAGCAGGACCGCAAGAAGCGCGAAAUAGCCGCGAAAGAGAAAGAAGCAGAGAAAGCGAGACUAGCAGCUGAAUCCCGCAACGUCGGAACCUCCAUCAAGCUGCCAGACCCCGUGGUGGAGAAGGUCUCUACCCCAGUGCAAUCCGAAGCGCCCACAGAAACCAAACUCGAGCAGGAACCCUCACCCGAAAAGCCCUUGAAGCGCGAAGAAGAAAACGUGCCCCCGCCAAUCGACACAUCUGUCACCCAGGAAACAGAACGCGACCCCCUCUUCGACGGCACGCCCACGACCGCAAACCCGCAGGAAAACGAAUUCGACUUCGACGCCAUGUUCGGCGACGCAAUGGAUACAUCUGGCGACAAUAAUAACCAGGACAAUAUGAUGGACACGUCGGGAGAUAUGGACUUCAACUUCGACGAGAGCCCUUCUCUGCUGCGCGGCCUCGAGGACUUUGCAAAGGAUAGUGUUGAUAGUUCGACUGCGCAGAAUACUGGAACCAUGGACGUCGAUAUUGACAUGACUAUGCCCGACCUGCCAGACCUGAACACGAGCGCUGAACCGCCCGCGCCCGUCGAACAACCAGCGCCGCCGAAAGAGCCGACGCCUCCGCCGCCACAGCCACCUGCUGAACCUGCUCCUGCUCCUGCUCCUGCUCCUGCUGCUGAGGCUGAGGCUGAGGCUGCCAACAACGAUACUGCGAACAACGAGGCUAAUAACGACGAUCUCAUGGGCGGCAUGAUGACGGAGAACCUCGAUGAUUUGUUCAACAUGGACGAGUAUGCGAAUCCGGAGCAAUCGUCUUUUGACGACGCGUUCUUCAAUUUCGAAUAG
Messenger RNA from Parastagonospora nodorum SN15, 1116 nucleotides. RefSeq lists its product as hypothetical. The coding region runs from base 1 to 1116 and encodes 371 amino acids. The transcript has a single exon. Lineage: Eukaryota; Fungi; Ascomycota; Dothideomycetes; Pleosporales; Phaeosphaeriaceae. The record is from RefSeq and is a predicted model, not a curated record.